Protopterus annectens (West African lungfish) is the source of this 4327-nucleotide messenger RNA. RefSeq names its product serine/threonine-protein kinase N1-like. Gene Ontology annotation, biological process: signal transduction; protein phosphorylation. Bases 226 to 3177 code for a protein of 983 amino acids. The record is from RefSeq and is a predicted model, not a curated record. NCBI's taxonomy places the organism in Eukaryota, Metazoa, Chordata, Ceratodontiformes, Protopteridae. The transcript is spliced from 22 exons. Gene Ontology annotation, molecular function: protein serine/threonine kinase activity; small GTPase binding; ATP binding.
CGUUUUACUUUACUGAGAGUUUACUUCCUUUUGUUUUCCUUUUUUAAUUCUUUUUGUAAUAAUUAUUGAAGUAUAUACAAACUCGGAAAUAGAAAUAUAAACUUAAGGUGCUUAACAAAAAAAAAAAAAAAACAACAGGCAAAAUUUUGAAAUUCUGUAGGUUGUACAUCUGUGUGUUUUUAUUUUUAUUUUUUUGUAUAUAAAAAAUGAUAUACGGAUUCCUGUAUGAUGCUGAGGAAUGCGCUGAGGAGAUCUGGACGGAAUUUCUUGAACAUGAUACAUCAGUCUUCUAGGGCUGUUCAAGAGCUGAACACACAGAGCGAUCCUGGAAACUUGUCUCUUCUCGAGCAGCUGGGCCUCGACCAGAGCUCUGAUUUUUCUGACACGUCUGUUCAGCAGAAGCUGGAUGAAACUAAGGACAAAAUUAAGAAAGAGAUUCGGAAAGAAUUAAAGAUAAAGGAGGGGGCAGAGAACUUGCGUAAAGCCACGACAGAUAAGAAAAAAUUGUCGAAUGUUGAAAGUGUCCUAAAGAACUCCAACAAAAAGCUUGAUGAACUCCACCAAAAGCUGCAGGAUUUAGAUGCCCAUAUUGUUGUGAAAGGACAUGAAGACUUCAAAGAUGUGCCACAGUCUCCAGGUGACCAAACCCGUUUCACUGCAAACAGCAACCGAAUUGCCGCUUUGGAAAAGCAGCUUAACAUUGAACAGAAAGUGAAGCAAGGAGCAGAGAACAUGAUCCAGAUGUACUCCAAUGGUUCUACUAAGGAUCGUAAACUUCUACAGACUGCACAGCAGAUGCUUCAAGACAGUAAAACAAAGAUUGACAUCAUCAAAAUGCAGAUCCGCAAAGCAGAACAGGCAGAUGAGAUGCAUACUGAAACAGAUGAUGGACACGGCAAACCAGAUUUUAUCAACCUAGAGCUCCGAAUUGAAGACUUGAGGCACCAUUUCCGAGUUGAAUAUGCAGUGUCUGAAGGAGCCAAAAAUGUGCUACGACUUUUGGGUUCAUCAAAAGCUCAAGAUAAGAAAGCUAUGACAGAGGCUCAGACCAGUCUGAAUGAGUCAAGUCAGAAGCUAGACCUACUGAAGCACUCACUGGAGCAGAGAGUGAAUGAGCUCCCUGAGGACCACCCAAAAGGUUGUAUCAUUAAGGAGGAGUUGGUUAUGUCAUCGUCUUCUACAUUUACUGCUCGUAGUAGCACUCAGUACCAGCACAAUCAGUACAACACUCUCUACAAACCCUCUCCACUAACAGGUACCUUGGAAGUGAGGCUUCUGGGAUGUAUAAACCUUUUAGAGAAUGUUCCAGGCAGAACUCGUGGAUCCUCAGCAACGCUUCCAUUUUAUAGCCCUGGGGAAGGGAAGCCUUCCUUUAUAAGCAGAACUGGCCGUGGUCUGUAUUCAAGGAGUGGAAGUAUGAGUGGAAGGAACAUCAUCAAGACUGAAGACCUUUCCAAUGAAGUAAGCGCAGUACUGAAGCUGGAUAACGUAGUUGUGGGGCAAACUUACUGGAAACCAGUAAGCCCACAGGCAUGGCAGCAAGGCUUUUCCGUAGACCUCAAGAGGUCUAGGGAACUUGAAAUCUCUGUAUAUUGGAAGGAUUAUCGUGGUCUUUGUGCUUUAAAAUAUCUCAAACUGGAGGACUUUUUGGACAAUCAAAGACAUGAAAUUCAUCUGAGCCUGGAGCCUCAGGGAACCCUCCUUGCAGAGGUCAAGUUUCUCAACCCUGUUAUUGAACGGAUACCAAAACUUCAGAGACAGAAAAAGAUUUUCUCAAAGCAGCAAGGAAAAGCUUUUAGUCGAGCUCGACAAAUGAAUAUUGACAUUGCCACAUGGGUGAGGUUGUUAAGGAGAGCACUUCCAACAGCAAGCACCACUGGUGCCUAUAGCCCAGCUGCUCACAUGGCAGCAGUACCAGGAUCAGAACGUCGAUCAAGCCCUCCCUCAAGUUCAUUAAGUGAUGGAUUUGAAAAAAUAAACCUUUAUGAUGACAGUCCACAGAAAACUCGGCACGAAUCGUGGACUAGACGCAGUGACUCAGACUCAUCAGAUAAAUUGGUAAUGAAUGACAAACCAGUAAGCACAGAGACUUCUUCAACACCAGAAAUCUUGCCUUCUCGAGAAUCUAAGAGGUCUUCAGGGAACUCGCUUCAGAGCUUUCAGAGGGCAAAAGCUGUAAAUCUCCAGGAUUUCAAGUUUCUCGCAGUGCUUGGAAGGGGUCACUUUGGCAAGGUGUUGCUGUCAGAGUACAGGAAAACAGGGGAUUUGUAUGCCAUCAAAGCCUUAAAAAAGGGUGACAUCGUUGCUCGUGAUGAGGUAGAAAGUCUUAUGUGUGAGAAGAGGAUAUUUGAGACUGUAAACAGCUCGAAACAUCCAUUCCUAGUAAAUUUGUUUGCCUGCUUCCAGACCAAGGAGCAUGUCUGUUUCGUGAUGGAGUAUACAGCUGGAGGGGAUCUCAUGAUGCAUAUCCAUACAGAUGUUUUUUUAGAGCCACGUGCUGUGUUUUAUUCAGCCUGUGUAGUUCUUGGACUCCAGUUUCUCCAUGAUCACAAGAUAGUCUACAGGGACCUCAAACUGGAUAACUUACUGCUAGACACACAUGGCUAUGUGAAGAUUGCGGAUUUUGGACUCUGUAAAGAAGGAAUGGGAUACGGUGAUAGAACUAGCACUUUCUGUGGAACUCCAGAAUUUCUGGCACCAGAGGUUCUGACAGAUACAUCGUAUACCAGAGCAGUGGACUGGUGGGGUCUUGGAGUGUUAAUAUAUGAAAUGUUAGUGGGUGAGUCUCCUUUUCCAGGAGAUGACGAGGAGGAAGUGUUUGACAGCAUUGUGAAUGAUGAAGUACGCUACCCACGCUUUCUGUCCACAGAAGCCAUUGGCAUUAUGAGAAGACUGCUAAGAAGGAAUCCAGAGCGGCGUCUUGGAUCAAGUGAACGUGAUGCAGAAGAUGUAAAGAAGCAGACAUUCUUCCGGAAUAUUGACUGGGCUGCAUUACUAGCAAGGGAGAUGAAGCCUCCAUUUGUUCCAACAGUCAAGGGACGUGAGGACGUUAGUAACUUUGAUGAAGAGUUUACAGCUGAGGAACCAAGUCUGACACCCCCUCGAGAGCCGAGGGUUCUCAUUCAGAAGGAGCAGGACAUGUUUAGGGAUUUUGAUUAUGUGUCAGAUUUGUGCUAGCCUUUGGAGAGUGUGCAUCUGCAUCUGAACAGUGGCAGCACAGUUAUAUGCACAAGCACCUGAAACAGAAAAGCUGAGACCACACCAGAAGAUGAGUGCGUCUAUAUGUUCUUAUACAAGCACAGUUAAAACAGCUGAAGGAAACAAAAUGUUUCUUCUGCCUUUUAGUUUUUAUUGUAUUUAUAUAUAUAUGUGUGUAAAUAUAUAUGUAUAUGUCACUUCUUUUAAAAUGAUUUUUUAGCUAUGGAAUAAUCCUUUGAAGUUGACCUGUUACUAUCCAGGUUUUAUUGGAGCAAUUUUAAACUCCUCCUUUAUUCUGCCAUAUACAACCUUUUCUCCUCCCCCUCUUGACUGUUGUUUUAAUUUUGGUGGACAUUGCAAUAAUUUUAUGGAUUCAGUGAAAGUUUUUCACCUCUCUUGGUUGUGUUUUACUCUGAGGACGUGGCCACUGUGAAGGAAAUCAAUGACUUAUUCCUGUUUUCAUCAGUUACAAGGUGGAAACAUCUGUCUUACACUGUUUACAUAAAGAACAAUUAAACCUCAGCUAUACACUGCAUAAGCAAAUUGCUUGAAGUAAAAUUCAUAUCAAGGGAACAAAAAUCUUCCAUCUUGGAAGAACAAUUGAAUGUGUAUAUAGAAAUCAUUUUAUGACCGUGUGAAGUGAACAGCUGAAGGGUCGGUGACGUUAGCCUUCCAAAUGCACUGUCAUAUGAAGCAGAUCAGGUGAAAACAAUUCAAGGUUUUGUCAUCUGUAUACAGAGUUGUAUUUAUGAUGGCUUAUAAAAUUUAGAAACCAACCUCAGCUUUUCCACUCUGUGAAACAAUUUUCUCAUUUUGAAGUAUUGAAUUUGGAGCCUGCAAACAUCAUUGCAUUAUGUACUGCAGUUGAAAAGUAUAAGUACAUUAUUUCUUGAGUUCUGCCAGGUUUUUAAUUUUCUUAUUAUUUUGGAGUGGGAGGGGGAAAUGGUUAGGCAUGCAAGCAUAUAGUUUAUGCCUUGUUUAAAUAUACCUCGGUGUCAUGCCUAGAGUCAUGCUGAAAUUACCAGUGUAAAACAAAAUCAGAAGAAACGAGUGUAGCAUGGGAAUAUACAGGGUUUGCCCUAGACUUUUUGUGAUCACUCAUUAAAUAAAAACCUGAUUAUAAAACCCA